UCAACCCUCUCUCUCUCUCUCUCUCCCUCGAUCUCUCCAAUGGCUGAUUCAAGUACUCCUCUCAAUCAACCAAUUACGGUGCCAUCUGAGUCAACUCAUAACAAUCAACCCCUGCAAAACCAGGGCUCCAGCCCCCAGCUGCCGCCGCAAGACCUUAUCCAUCAACUCUCAGGCGCAGCUGAGUCUAUCAUCAAACAACUAAUCGCAUCGCUGCCACCUGAGCCUAACUCGGCCCUUUUCCUGGCUAAAGUAUUAUCUCUGGCGUUGACACAAUCAAACCCAUCACCACCAAAACACGACGCCUCCGCAAUCAACUUCAGGCCUGAACUUCCUUCAUUGUCAGGCAGCCUUGGCUUGAUUAAUGACUUGUUGAUGAUAUUGAACCAGAGCUCCAGUUCCCAGCCGGCGGCGGCAAACGUUAACAAUCAAUUAGUUCAAGCGUUGCUGCCGCGGCCUGCUUAUAAUUACCCCAAUAGGGUUCUGCCACCAGCGCCUGCGGACGGCCAAACUUUGAACCAGGACAACAACCAGGAGCGGAAUGUACCCCACUUCGCCAUCGACAUAGUUGAACCAGUACCUCUGUCACAACCAGACUCAUCAACUGUUAAUGCAGCGCCUAAUUAUCCGCCACCUCCUUCCGUAUCCCCACCUACUCAGUACCAAGUCUCAAACCCCAUGGUUGCAGCACCAUCUUUUGGAAAUCUACCGAACCCAGUUGCGACUGUAGUACAGCCACAAAUAUUACAAGAUAUGAAAGAAACCCAACAAAGCCCUGUUCCUCCUCAACCAUCGGCACAACCACCGCCACCACCAUCACCGAAACAGAGCCCAGAGCAUCAUCAAGAGAACCCAAACCCACCGUUACCUAGCCCGCAUGAACCAAUGCCAGUGCAAACAGUCCCGCAACAAGGACCACUAAUAACCCGGCCUGGCUUCCGCAAAAAAAACGUAGCUAAGACAGCAUCCAACCUGGCAAACCUUUUACCCACCGGCACAGUCCUUGCAUUUCAAUCCCUAGUACCAUCUCUUUCCAACAGUGGAAAAUGCAGUAUCUUCCACAGGUACCUCAUUGGAUUCGUCAUUGCAGUUUGUGCUGCCACUUGUUUUCUCUCUUCUUUCACUGAUAGUUUCGAACAUAACGAAAAAUUAUACUAUGGUUUCGCCACAUGCAAUGGCCUUUGCGUCUUUAACUACGAAAAUCGUGUCGAAGAAGAAUUAAACAUCAGCAAGGAGUUGGAGAAGUAUAAAAUGGAACCCUUAGACUUUAUUCAUGCAUUUGGUUCCCUCUUUGUGUUCUUGAUCUUUGCUAUUAGCAGUUCCGAUGUGCUAGCUUGUUUCUUCCCCGAAGCAGGUGAAAACGACAAGUACUCUGUUGUCGUGUAUUUGCCACUGGUGGCCGGAGUUUUGUCCAGCUUCUUGUUCUCCAUUUUUCCGACUAAACGUAAAGGGUUUGGGUACUCUGAUCAGGGACGCCGCCCGUGAUGGUAUGUUCCUGCUUGCUUAAGAUCAACAUGAUAUUUGUGGUGCUUCAAGAAACAAUAUGCAUGAUUUUAUAUAUAUAUAUAUAUAUAAUGACGAUAUUGUAAUAAUUUCUUAUAUAUCCAUUAGUUGGGUUGUAUGCAUGUGGUAAUUAAUAGUGUUCUCAAGGAUGCAAUUCUAUUAUAUAGUGAAAUAAUUUUUAUAAUUAUCAGAUAGAUAAAUUUUGUAUAAAAUUCUGUAAAAACAAAUGGGUAUAUAUAUAUAUAUGUAUAUAUAAGUGGGAUUUCAA
Carya illinoinensis is the source of this 1768-nucleotide messenger RNA. Its product is annotated as pollen-specific leucine-rich repeat extensin-like protein 3. The transcript has a single exon. The coding region runs from base 40 to 1482 and encodes 480 amino acids. Lineage: Eukaryota; Viridiplantae; Streptophyta; Magnoliopsida; Fagales; Juglandaceae. Gene Ontology annotation, biological process: endomembrane system organization. The record is from RefSeq and is a predicted model, not a curated record.